AUGGGGACGGGGAGGGGGUUGGAAACGGGGGGGUGGGGGAGAGGGGAGGUAUGGGGAGGGGGAGGGGGGUGGAAAGGGGAAAAGGGGGGGAGGGGAAGGGGAAAUGAAGCGUUGAGCCUGCAAUCGAUACCCCAACACCCCUCCUUCCUCUCGCUCCUUCCCCCUUCCCUCCCGUUCCCCCGACCCCACCACCUCCACCUUCGACCUCCCCCAACCCUCCCUUUCCUUGAAUUUUUCCACUCCUCCCCUCGCCCACCCCUCAGUGGAGAGCACCCAUCAUUGGAGAGAGUGCGGUCCUGUGAGGGAGUGGCAGAGGACGACAUUGUUCUCCGCAUGCUCCUCUCCCCGACGCCCCUCAUGCUCACUCCAUCCUCCCACCCUCGCCCAUCCUCGCCCACUCCAUCAUGCUCUCCUCCCCUCGCCCAUCCUCGCCAUGCCAGACCCGUCAGUGGAGAGAGUGCGGUCCUACCCCUCAGUGGAGAGAACCCCUCAGUGGAGCGGGUGCGCUCCUGUGAGGGGGUGGCUGAGGACGACAUUGUGUUGCGCAAGCUGCUCUCCCCGACCCCCCUCAAGCUCACUCCCAAAACGCUCCCCGCCAACCUCGUCCUCUCCUUCGCGCUCGGCCUUUCCGCUGCCAACCUAUCAGCACUCGCCACGUCAUUUAGAAAAUUCGCAAGUGGGGCAGCAGCACAUGCCAUCAACCUGUAUCAUCAAGCUCAUAAUGCUUUUCUGGAACCCCUUGACCUAUCCCACCCACCCUUUCCAGGCAAGUGGGCAGCAGCGCAUGCCACCAACCUGCGCUAUCGUGCCUUCCACCUCUUCCUGCGCUCGCUGGACUUUGAGGGAACCGUCAUCCUUGCUGACCCUACAGAUGUUCUCUUUCUUGCCAAUCCUUUUCCUACACUCAACGACAUGUCGUUUCAUCUCUACACGGGCUCGACCACAUACCCAACACAUGGCAUCCGUUUCCUGCCUCCAGAGCACAAGCGCCUUGCAGCAUGUUAUGGCACCCGCCUGGCAUUCUCGCUCGCAAACUCACGAAUAAUCACAUCCGGCAUUGUGGCGGGGACUAUGAGCCAGGUGCCAGAGUUUUUGAUACAGGUCAUAGAAGACUUUGAGAGGCUACCAGAUGAUUGUAUAGCGCUGGAGGGAAGCGAUGAAGCUGUUGUGAACCAUCUCGUACGAUCAGGUAAGCAGCAUUGCAGCAGCUAUCUAAAGCAUUGA
Molecule: messenger RNA, 1224 nt
Organism: Closterium sp. Naga37s-1
Lineage: Eukaryota; Viridiplantae; Streptophyta; Zygnematophyceae; Desmidiales; Closteriaceae
Source: the annotation of a GenBank genome assembly